CACUGGGUACGGUGUAUCGCCUGGGUGGACAGUAUAGUUACUUCAACAUUAAAUGGAUUAAAAUGCCGCGGAUUCAUGUAAAUAAAGACGUCGCCUCAGUUUAAUUAAUUAACGGUUGCUAAUUUAGGCGUUAGGACAGCCGGAGCGCGCCACGGCAGGUCUAUUUUCGGCUUUUUAUCAGCAAUAUUUCAGGGAGAGGACCGACGUCCUCCUCACCACAGCAGCUGCAGAAGAGUUUGUCCCUUUUGUCCCUGUUGAACAAUGAACUGAGGACCUCCACGUCUUAACGUCACACAUCCCCGCAGCAUUCACACCUCGCUCUUGCCGUCCUGUCAGUAGAGGAAGUCGACAGCGUUGCCUCACCACACCUGGGCAGAGAAAUGUGUGUGUGCGUGUAUCCUCGGAUGCAUGACUGUGUCUGAAUGUUGUUGGACUGAAGAAAGAGGUCGUAGGCUGCACUUCCUCUCUCAUCCUCUGAGAGGCGCUUUUCCACUUGACUGACCACGACGUUUGUCUCCGCAACUGCAAAGCAUCAUGGGUAGGAAAAAGAUUCAGAUCCAACGGAUCACCGAUGAAAGGAACAAGCAGGUGACAUUCACAAAGCGAAAGUUUGGCUUGAUGAAGAAAGCGUACGAGCUGAGUGUGUUGUGUGACUGCGAGAUUGCUCUGAUCAUCUUCAAUCACGCGAACAAGCUGUUUCAGUAUGCCAGUACUGACAUGGACAAGGUCCUGCUCAAAUACACAGAGUACAACGAGCCUCACGAGAGCCGGACCAAUGCAGACAUCAUUGAGACUUUGAGAAAGAAAGGCUUCAACGGUUGUGACAGUCCAGAGCCGGAUGGUGAAGACUCCAUCGACCAGAGUCCGCUAAAUGACGAUAAGUACCGCAAGACCACGGAGGACCUGGAUGUUCUCUUCAAACGCUAUGGACAGUCGACAGCUCCGCCCCAGACGUUCUCCAUGCCAGUCACAGUCCAGGCGUCAAAUCAAAGCACACUGCAGUUCAGUAACCCUGGCAACGCACUGGUAACUACCUCCUAUGUCACAUCAUCGUCGCUCACGGAUACCCACCUCCUGUCACCACAGCAACCAGCUCUUCAGAGAAAUACGGUGUCUCCCGGGUUGCCACAGCGACCAGCCAGUGCAGGUGCCCUUCUUGGAGGCGACCUGAAUAAUUCAAACGGAGGAUGCCCAAGCCCAGUCCCUAAUGGAUACACCAGUGCCAGGGCCUCCCCAGGCCUCCUCACCGUUUCCAACGGCAACAGUCUGGGGAAAGUAGUUCCGGCCAAGUCUCCACCCCCACCUCCGAGCCCCCAGAUGGUCAACAGCCGCAAGCCAGACCUCCGAGUCAUCACCUCACAGGGCGGAAAGAGCCUCAUGCAGAUGAACGCCCAGCGGCUGGCAGCCGGAGCCCAGGUGGCACAAACCCUCACCACACCGGUGGUCUCCGUGGCCACACCGAGCCUCCUGGCACAGGGGCUGCCCUUCUCCGCCAUGCCCACAGCGUACAACACAGAGUACCAGCUGACCAGUGCAGACAUCACUGCUUUACACGCUCUGGCGUCACCUGGUGGCUUGUUGCCAACCAGUGUGUCAACAUGGCAACAGCAGCAGGCUGUUUCCCAGCAACAGCAACAGCAGCAGCAGCAGCAACAACAGCAAGCACAGCAACACCAACAACAGCAGCAGCAGCAACAACUUAAUCUUGCGUCACUCAGCAACUUGGUCAUGUGGGGCGUGGACAAACAGAGCAGCGAGCUGUCUAGCCAGGUGUCCAGUCUGGCUGCCAAUCUGAGUGUUGGCUCUCCGUCCAACCUGCUCUUGGGUAGAGAUGAGUGGUUGGGCCGGCCUGUGACUCAUAUACCUCAAGGCGCCAUGCUGACCGUCAACACAAACUCCAGCGUGAGCAUCAAGUCGGAGCCCGUAUCGCCCGGCCGGGAUCGCAGCACCCCAUGCCCUCCUCCAUCUUCCACCACGCCGUCCUCAACUUCUGGGGGAGCCAUCCUGACCGCACCGCCGCAGUACCCCGGCUCCCUGCUGUGCCUGGAGCCCCCGACUGGCCGCUCGCCUGCAGACAGCGUCAGCAGCAACGCCAGUUCCUUUGAAGGCAGCGAUCGUGAUGAUGCCACCGCAGCUGGCGGUGGAGGCGCAGGUGGAGGCGGCAGCGGUGGUGGCAGCGCAGCUGGUGCUACAGGUAGCGUAGGUCCCGGCAGCCGCCCUGACUUCAGCCCCUCGGCGGAGCUCCUCAGGGCAUCGAACGAACCGGAGCAAGAGGGAGGUAACAUCAAGCGCAUGAGAUUGGACGCCUGGGUCACAUAAAGUCACCCGCCACGCCUCUCUGCACCCAAGGUGAAGUUUAGGUGAUCCCAACACACACUCGCACUCAUCCUUAAACCCCCCACUGCCCCGACCCCACUGCCAUGUGACACUAUCAUCACACAUCUGCCUCUGUCCAAAAUUAUACAACUCAGCUGCAGACUUAUGAGGCUUUGCCAAAAAAACAUUUAAAAAAUAUUAAUAAAAAUCCUUCGGGGAUCACACUCUGAGUGAGGAGAGGAUGACUCAGCUGGAUAUUUUAUCCGACAAAUAGAGGGACAGUAGAUUUUUAAAGCCUUCUUGCUUGAAUGGACUCCCGUAUAGUAAUUACUUUUGGUAGAAAUGAGGUGUUGAACCUUUUUUGCAAUCUGACAAAACCAUAAAAACAUUUAAAUGGUUUCACCGUCAUGUAUUUACAUUGAGCUCUGCUACAUUGUUCACGAUAUGAUUGGUGGCUUGUCGACAUUAUGGGACUUGUAUGACUCACCACUUCCUGCUCUUUGAACGCCGCUUGGAUCGUGUGCUGUCCAUUCUUCCAUAAAUCACUUCCAAACUGCACUUUUGGAUAGAACUUAAUCUGGACGAGUUUUAGGACUGAGCAUCUAUCUGGCACUGAGCAAACAGACUCAAACAGGGUCCUUUAGGUAAAAUACUUCACCGUGAAUUUCGCUGCCACAUUUUCCAACCUCAUACACCCAGGCAGGCCCCUCAGGUGGAGCUCAGCACUUUGCCAGAGUGCCAACCUCUCUGCAACAACAACAAAAACAUGCCAAAUGCCUCUUGCACACGGUGCAGGGACACUGAUGAAUUAGCACUCGCACUGUCACGAGAACUAAAACUGUCCAUUUUCAGGCUUUGAAUUGGCCGUCACUCUCUCCUCAGACGGGGUCGCUCCUCCCGUCCUCUCACCUCAUCUCCUCUGGAUGGAAAUUGUUGCACCAGAAAUCCAGCCAGCCACUCAGCUUAUUACCAGGAGUAGAUGCCAUCCAGUUAAAUGCAUAGUAUGAGUUUUAUGAGCCUCUCUGGUGGCUUUUUUGGGGGGUAGGGAAAGUAUUUGGUUCUUUGAGUCCAAGUGUUCUUUAUCUGUUGGUAUUUAAAAAAAGAAAAAAAACUGUUUUGAAGGUCCGUUAGUUGUCCAGAAGUAGGAAUUCUGACUUUGUAUAAAAAUCACUCCUUAUACAAAAGCUUUGAUGUCCUCUUUAGCUCUCUCUAGCUCUCCUUAGCUCCUUGCCGUGUUUCAAAAAGUGAAAGGAAAAAGACAUUUUCUAUAUUUCUACCGCUUCAGUUGGCGACAAAGUAAAAUAGCUUUUCAGCUUCAACGACGUGUAUGUACAUAUGACUAUAUUUGCAUAGACUUUGCUAGGUAUCCCUAAAAACAAGCAAUGUGUUGAUUCUCAGUGGAUCUGUUUGCAUAUAUGAGUGUGAAUUUGAUAUGUUUCGAGCUAAGGUGCAGGGGUUACGCCACACUAGGUAGUGUUGGCGGAUCGGACUUGUUUCAGUAAACCUAUUUUAUGCUAGUGUUGAUGGUGUGUGCACUUUCUGUCUCACUCACAGAGGCCUGCUUGGUUGUGGUGUCAUCAUAUUCUCUUACCACACACAUUAAAAAAAAAGAAAAAAAAAAAAACACGAUCAAAGUGAAAUUGUCCAUAACCACCUGAACAUGAUUAGGACACUGCCAUUCACGUAUAGUGUAGUUAAGAGUUAAGACGCACUUCUUUGACGCAUAUUUUGAUUGACAGAAUAUUUUCCACGUUAAGCAGACACAGAUUAUGCCUUUUUCCACUUUAGAAUUAAGUCAAGAAAUUGGCUACCAAGUGCUGUGUUGGUUGUUUAAUUGUAUGUUUUCUAGUACAAAUUUGUUUAGUCUGAACCAUUUCAAAUUGUGUGUAUGAGUAUGUGUACACAGGUAGUUUAUAGCCCACAAAUAGAAAGUUUUUCAAGAUAGCCUAACUUUUUUUUUUUUUUACCUUAAGACGAUGCUCAAAGUGCAGACUGGUGUGUCAGCUGUUGACUGUUUAUUAUCUACUUAAACUAAUCUACACUUAAACUCAGUGUAGGCAAAGUGGACAAGACGGUUUUUAUGAAUUGGUUCCAUUUUUGGUGUGAUUAGUCGCAACCCACUGCAGAGUGUGAAACCAGCGUUUGUCACCAACAUUGUGGGUUUGUGAAGAGUGUCCGGAAAAAACAUCAUCGUGGUGUGUGAAAGUUUCAUGCCAGUGUUGUUGUUUGUUUUCCUUGAUCAGGUCAUUUUUUCCGUCCCUCGACAGUGUGGUGGGCAGAUUUUCACUCUGAUGAUUUCAGGUUAUUACUGUUGUCUUCUUUCAGUCAUAAAUUCUACAGCCAACACUUUCAAUUAACUCAUGUUGGAGAAAAUUGUGUGAAAGGACUAGUUAAAAAUUUUGGGAAAUUCGCUUUUGUCGCUUUCUUAAAGAGAGUCAGAUGAGAAGCUCGAUAGUUGCAUUUGUGCAGUAAAUCUGCAGUGAAUCGGGCAAACAGCUGGCCUGGCUCUGUGCAAAGCUAACAAAACUCGCCGUCCACCACCACUGAAGCUCGGUCAAAUGCUGCAUUCAGGAAAUGUUAAGACUGUUAUAAAUGAAUAAUUUUAAUUCAGAAUUUUACCUUAUUUUUCAGAAAAUCUGCAAAAAAAAUUGAAAAACAGCCUGACAGAGCCAUGCUUGUUGUUUGCCCCUUUUUCUGGUCUUUAUGCGAAGCUUCUCAUCUAAGGGGCUGUACAUAUGCAGCGUUUUUUUGCGCCCACAAAUCCACUAUUUUUGAUAAAGAUCCGUGGCAGGCGCUCAAAGGCAGAGUGAGGCGUAAGUAUUCCCGAGCGCCUAUUUUUCAGGACGCAAGUGCUGCAUCCUGAGUCCAUUUUUUUCAAAUGUUUUUUCUUGAUCCGUCAUCCAAAAAAAAAAAAAAAAAAAUCCACUGAGUCCGAUGCAUUUAUUGUUCUAUUCAUUGUGAAUUUUGCGAUACGACCCAAAAUUUAAAGAGACAUUUGCACACUUGCACGUCUCCCUUGGAAGUGACUCUGUCAGCGCUCUACAUGUAUCUUGUAUUUGACGCAGCUGCUGCGUGAAGGGGAGUGAGACGUCUUCCUCUCUUUCUGCAAACUUUUGCUCUUUUUAUGUGCGUGUGCGGUCCACAUCCUCCCCCUCUUCAUCAUCAUUCGCUUGAAUAUUACUCUCUGACCUGCUGUAAGUGAGCUAUCUCAGUUAUGAAAGAGUACUCGCGGAUGUGUCGCACCGCCACAUUUUCUUGAUUCUUGGUAAAACAACUCUUUCUAGGCUUUUGACGGAUGUGAAAAACCGGAAAUUGAACCUGUUCCGAAAACUUGAUUGACAGACAAAAGUUUUGGACUCGGUGUGAAACCAUGAUUGACAUGACGUGAGGUCUUAGACAUGCAACAAUGUCGGAUGAAAAAAAUGGAUUAAUUGUGCAAAGACUUUGAGAGUUGAACUUUAGGAAAGCAGAAGUGUUAACUACACGUCAGGUGACGGGAAACAACCAAUCAUAGCCAGCACAUAUCUUCCCUUUCUUCCGUAAAUAUAGAGUAGAAGUUGAUGAUUUUAGUGCUACCAAAAGCUUGUCAUCUGUCCCAUGAAAAAUACUUUAGGCCUAAUACACACUUAGAAAAACUACACUUCGUACAUGUUAAAUUACAAAAUGUUCUGCACCGUUUUGUUACAGUUUCGGGAUUGACUGACGUGUUUCCUAAAAGCUGUUCACAGCGGUGUAAAACAGACUUUGAGGAAUGUUUUGUCCUGUUUGGGUUAGACCUCUCACACACACACACACACACACACACACACACACACACACACACACACCAAUCGGCAACGACAGUUAUGUAAAUAAAUGCCUAGUAGACCUUUCCUUAUUAUACUUAUAUGUUUACAUUUCAAACAAAACAUGUGUUUCCACCACAGUAUUAAAAAGUCACUGCAUCUGCGUAACAGAACAGGACGUUUAACGCACCACCAUUUCUGUUUAGAAAUUUUGCUAAAUUUUAGCAAAACACAUUUAAGGCUAUGAUACGAUGCUGGUUAUGGUUGCUUAGCGACCUCAGACACAACCUGCCUUUGUGCUCUUGAAAGUUGGCACAGAGAAGGACAAGGGUAGCACCCAGCGUCCAACCUUGUGCUUUCCAGACGGUUAAAAAAGCGACAUGUAUCCCGACCCUUACUUUCUUUAAGAAAGCGCAUUUUCCAAAUGUCAAACUUUUCAUUUAAAGAUCCAACUGAUGAGAGUUACCAGCCCUCAGGCAAAGCUAAUGAGUCAUUUGCAUUUUUACAAAAACGUAUUUCCAUGGAAACUCUUUGUGUUUGUGGGCGCUGAUGGUUGACUGAAAUGUGACACCACACCGAUUGGCUUCCUGCCUCGUGCAGGUUUGUUCAUGUACAAAAAGGUUCUCUGUCCAAUCUAGCAGUGUAGUCACAAGACAAUCUAUAUGAGAAAUGAAAACCUGCACCCCUGUUACUUGUUGUGUACAAUGUUUUUUAGAAUCUCACUAUUUUUGGAUUAAUUUGUGCUGGUGACAGUUCCAUUGUCUAUUAUUAUAAUGAUAUUAUUAUGGAGCUUUUAUUUUAUUGCUAUUUUUGUGUAGGAUAGUUUUUAUUUUCUUUCUUAUUUUAUCUUCCUUAUCAUAAACAUAUAGUACUGGUUUCCUUUUUUUAAAACAACUUGCUGAAAAUUGCACGAUCAGUUAUUGUGGUAUUAGCAAAUGCAAUGAAGGAAAUACCAGUUAAAUGCUGCAAUUUUAAUUAAGAUAUAGAAUAUAUUUAUAAAAAUGGGAAACAACUGAAAUUAGUAAUUCAUGAAAUUUGAAAAAAAAAAAAGUAAAUGCAUGGGAUACAGGUAACAACAAAACUUAUGUUACGUACAGUAAUGAUAAAGGACAUGCAUCACAAAUGAGUUUUUAAACAACUCAGAAUAAUGUAGCAUAUGAAAUACUAAAGAUGAAAUUUAUAGCUAAUAUAUUGUGUUGAGCUAGUCUGCUUUGGGUUUUGUUGUAAAGAAAAUAUUUCUUUUUGUUGGUUUCUUUUUUUGAGAAUGAUAUACAAUUUGUGUAUAUUUUCAUAUACAAAGUAUGCACUGAUAUGUUAUUGAAAUUCUAUACCGCUUUUACAAAAAAGUGUUUGUUGUACCAAAGUAUCCAAGUCCCUUGAAACCUUACCCUUUUUGCGUAUGUUUUACCGUAUUUUAUAUAUUAAAUAGACAAACUGAGUGAAA
Messenger RNA from Plectropomus leopardus (leopard coralgrouper), 7545 nucleotides. Its product is annotated as myocyte-specific enhancer factor 2D homolog. Gene Ontology annotation, molecular function: RNA polymerase II cis-regulatory region sequence-specific DNA binding; histone deacetylase binding; protein dimerization activity. Lineage: Eukaryota; Metazoa; Chordata; Actinopteri; Perciformes; Serranidae. Gene Ontology annotation, biological process: positive regulation of transcription by RNA polymerase II; cell differentiation; heart development. The record is from RefSeq and is a predicted model, not a curated record.